AACAUGGCCAUGUAAAUGAUUGUGGGAUUCAUCAGUCGUCAUGAUAAUAUCAUUGUGUUCUUAAUUUAGUCCAUCAUGCACCAUCUGUUUCUUUAAUUUCCUGGAAAAUAGAAAAAAAAAAAAAAAAAAACAAUGGUUACUCAGUGGUCUGAUAGUCAGUUUUCGUUUACCAUUUCCAUUUCCGUACACAUAAUAUUCUUCUUGUUGUUGCAAUUUUCAGUUUGCUAUACUACUAAUGAUACCAUACUACCGGGAGGUUUCAUCAGUGACAGCCGAACGGAAGUUCUAGUUUCAGCGGGAGAGAGAUUCCAACUUGGUUUUUUCACCCCUGAUGGAAGCACUGAGAGGAGAUAUGUGGUAAUUCAGUAUCACAAAUUUAAAUCAGAAGUUGCAUGGGUUGCCAAUCGAGACCACGCUCUGUCCAAUAACAGUGGAAUUUUGGUCCUUACCAAAGAUGGACAACUCAAGCUAUUGGAUGAAAAUAACCGCAGUAGUGAGUAUUGGUCAGUGGGAAACAAGGGAUCAAAACCUUCUUCAAACAGGAAAGUGACGCUCAUGGAUUCUGGGAACCUGGUUUUGAGUGAAAAGGAUGAAAUCAGUGGGUUGUGGAGAGUCGUUUGGCAAAGCUUCGAUAAUCCCACUCAUACAUUUCUUCCUGGCAUGAGAAUGCAUAAAAAUAUGACGUUGACUUCAUGGAAGAGUGCAUCUGACGCAGAAGCAGGGGAAUUCACUUUCAAGCAAGAGCAAAACAGAGAAAACCAGUACAUCAUAGAGAAAUCACCAGGUAACAUAUAUUGGAAAAGCCAACUGUAUGCGGAUUUGUUUAGAUCCGGUGAUGAUGGCAUUAUCCGGACCAUGUCCUACUUGUUAUCAAAUUUCAGCAGCCAAAGAAGAACAAAAGAAGAUUUUAGUUCUGAUUUGCCGAACCAGAAGAUAGAUUUCAGAAACUUGUCGAAGCGUUCCGAUUAUAGUAACACAAGACUUGUCAUGAAUUAUGAUGGUCAAAUUCAAUUGUUUCGGUGGAACGAUAGGACAACUUCAUGGUUAAACGUAUGGUCAAAACCAAGUGAUUACUGUGACAUUUUCAGAAUUUGUGGGGAUUUUAGUAGCUGCAAUAGUGAAAACAAAAUUCCGUGCAAGUGUUUACCUGGGUAUAAACCCAAAUCAUUGGAUAGAUGGAACACUAAACAAUUUUCAGAUGGCUGUGAAGGAAAUACUCAAGUAUGCGAUGGGAACAACUUCUUGGACUUGAUUGUGAAGAUGGGAGGAGGUGUUGGUUUUGCUGUAAACAAUGCGGAAGACUGCAAAAACAAGUGCGCUGAGGACUGUUCUUGCAACGCAUACGCAUGCGGGAAUAGUACCACAAGAAAUGCAAACAGGUGCUGGAUUUGGUCAAAUGAACCCAUUAAUAUUCAACAGUAUGCUGAUGAUGGGCAUACAAUCUAUGUCCGUUCGGCGCAAUCUGAUAUAGUAGUGAAAAAAAGAGAUUGUGAUAUUUGUGGCACUGACAUAAUCCCCUAUCCACUGAGUACUAGACCAAAUUGUGGUGAUUCCAUGUACUAUAAUUUUCACUGCGACACCAGAACUGGGCAAGUUUACUUUGAUGCACCCAACAAUGACACUUACAGAGUCACAAAUAUCAAUAAAGAAAAACGGAUAUUCUCCAUCCAUAUCGAUGAAGGACAAACUUGUGGAAAUAUUGAUGAAAUGACAAACUUUCUGCAGCUCAACCAACCCCAAGUGUUUAAUGUAAUUGAGGAAUGCUCUAAUGACCUGAAAGAUACUAGUCCAAACUUUAUGCUUCAAAAUACCAGUUUACAAGAACUCAAAAUCCAGUGGCAUCCACCACCAGAACCAGUCUGUAAUUCAUCCACCAACUGCAUCGAUUUGCCAAACUCUGAUUGCACUGCAACAGGAAAUGGAACAAGUAGGUGCCUUUGCAAUGCACCAUUCCGUUGGGAUUCUAUGAACUUCGCAUGCACUUCAGUUGGCAAAGGUAAGCAACCUAAAGGAUCAACACAAAGACAUAUGCUUUAUGUUGCCUUGGGGAUUCUUGGAAGUGCUAUUUUCAUCUUGUGCACAACUUGUUCUAUAUUAUAUUUCAGAAGAAAAAGGGUGGCCAAUACACUAGAAAACAGAGGAAGCGUUCAGGGAAAUAUGGCAGUUCAGAUGUAUGACAAUGAAAGACACAUCAAAGAUUUGAUAAAUUCAUGCCAAUUCAGAGAAGAAGAUAAGAAAGGCAUAGAUGUACCAUUUUUUUCCUUCAAAAGCAUACUAGCUGCUACAGAUGACUUUUCAGAAGCAAAUAAACUUGGACAAGGAGGGUUUGGCCCUGUUUAUAAGGGUAAAUUUCCUGGAGGGCAAUACAUUGCUAUAAAGAGGCUCUCAAGUGGUUCAGGGCAAGGCUUGGUAGAGUUCAAGAAUGAGGUUUUGUUGAUUGCCAAACUUCAACAUCGGAAUCUUGUUAGACUUUUAGGCUACUGUAUUGCAGGAGAUGAAAAAAUAUUACUUUAUGAAUAUAUGCCUAACAAAAGCUUAGACUCGUUCAUAUUUGAUCGAACGUUAUGCGUGCUACUUAACUGGGAGAUGCGCUUUAACAUCAUAUUGGGAAUUGCUAGAGGGCUUCUUUACCUUCACCAAGAUUCUAGGUUGAGGAUUAUCCAUAGAGAUUUGAAAACAAGCAAUGUUCUACUAGAUGAAGAGUUGAACCCCAAAAUUUCUGACUUCGGGUUGGCAAGGAUUUUUGGAGGCAAAGAAACUGAAGGGAGUACAACCAGAGUAGUUGGGACCUAUGGCUACAUGUCUCCAGAGUAUGCAUUAGAGGGGUUUUUCUCAAUCAAAUCUGAUGUAUUCAGUUUUGGUGUUGUUGUGCUUGAGAUUAUCACUGGAAAAAAGAACACAGGAUUUUACAAGUCAGAACAAGCAUUGAGCCUUCUAGGUUAUGCAUGGAAAAUGUGGAAAGAAAACACAUCAUUGAAUCUGAUGGAUGCGGCAUUGGGCGAGACUUGCAAUGAAAGUGAAUUCAUGAGGUGUGUUAAUAUUGGACUCUUAUGUGUGCAAGAGGACCCAAGCGAACGACCCACCAUGUCGAAUGUGCUUUUCAUGCUUGGCAGUGAAUCUGCAAGUCUUCCCAGUCCUAAGCAACCGGCCUUUGUUGUCAGGAGAUCUCUUUCUAGCACAGCUUCUUCUAGUAAACCAGAAGCCAUUAAUGAGUUAACAGUUACAAUAGAAGAGGGAAGAUAGAAAUCUUGCCGGAAGGGAGAUACCAUACUGGUUGAUGAUGGCUCCAUUAGAGACAAGGAAGAUGAAAUUCUAGUUUCAGCUGGAGAAAAAUUCCAGCUGGGAUUUUUCACCCCUGAAGGGAGCAGUGAUACUGAUAGCAGGAGAUAUGUGGGCAUUUGGUAUAAUGACAAAAAUAUUAAACAACGAGAAGUUGUUUGGGUUGCCAAUCGGAACAAACCUCUGUCCAGUAAAACUGGAAUUUUGGUCCUUGCAAAAGAUGGACAGCUCAAGCUGUUAGAUGAAAGUAGCAGCAACAGUACUGCUAGUGAGUAUUGGUCAUCCAGAGUUAAAGGAAUCUUAGCUUCUUCAAGCAUGAAAGCGACGCUCAUGGAUUCUGGGAACCUGGUUUUGAGUGAGAAAGAUGAAGUUGUUUGGCAAAGCUUUGAUAAUCCGACUCAUACAUUUCUUCCUGGUAUGAGGAUGAAAAAGCACAUGAGGUUGAUUUCAUGGAGAGAUCCAAUUGACCCAGGAACAGGGGAAUUCACCUUCCAGCUAGAGCAAAACAGAGAAAACCAGUACACCCUAGAGAGAUCAGGUAAUAUAUACUGGAAAAGCCAACUUUAUGUAGAUUUGUUUAGAUCUGGUGAUAAUGACAUUAUUCGGACCAUAUCCUACUUGUUAUCGAAUUUCAGCGGCCAAAGGAAUUUUAGUUCUGAUGAUACAGCGAAAGGGAAGUUAAAUUUCAAUAAUCUCUUGUCCAAGCCGUCUGAUUAUAACAAGACAAGACUUAUCUUGAAUUAUGAUGGUCGAAUCCAAUUGUUUUUGUUGAACAAUGUGACAUGGGCUAAGUUUUGGUCGGAUUUACCAAGUGAUUACUGUGAUGUUUUUAAUCUUUGUGGGAACUUCAGUAGCUGCAAUAGUAAAAAUAUGAGCCCCUGCAAGUGUUUACCUGGGUUCGAGCCCAAAUCAUUAAGUCAAUGGAACAAAAGUGUAUUCUCAGAUGGCUGUGUAAGAAAGACUCCAGUAUGCAAUGGGAAUAUUGGUAACGAUGACAAUUUCUUCAGUUUUAUUGAUAUGGUGAAAGGAGGUGUUGGGAUUGAUAUAGACAAUGCAAAAGACUGCAAGAAGAAUUGCAUUGACGAUUGUUAUUGUGAUGCAUAUGCAUACGGGUCUAGCACCAAAAGCAAUGAACAAAAAUGUUGGAUUUGGUCACGAGAACCCAUUAAUAUUCAAGAGUAUGAUGAUGGUCAGCAAAUCAAUGUUCGUGCGGUGAAGUCUGAUACAGAACUGACAAAAAGGGAUUGUGGGAUUUGUGGCACUAACAUAAUCCCCUAUCCAUUGAGUACUGAAUCAAAUUGUGGUGAUCCUAAGUACUACAGUUUUCGUUGUAACGACACUGCUGGGCAAGUUUCCUAUGUUACACCCAAUAAUGACGCUUACAGAAUCACAAACAUCAAUAGAGAGCGACGGAUAUUCUCCAUCCAUAUUGAUGAGGAACAAAGUUGUGGAAAUAUUGAUACAAUGAAAAAUAUUCUGCAUCUCAACAAAUCCCAAGUGUUCAAUGUAAUUAGUAAUUGCUCCAAUAAUCAACGGAUGAAUUCUAUUCCAGGCCUUGUGUUUAGCAAAACAAGUAAUUUACAAGAACUAGAAAUCCAGUGGGAAGAGCCAGAACCACCACUCUGUAAUUCAUCCAUCAGCUGCUCCGAUUUUCCGAAUUCUCAUUGCAACACAACAGGAGAUAAAAUUGGUAGUUGUCAAUGCAAUGCGUCAUUCAAAUGGGAUCCUAUGAACUUCAAUUGUACUUCACCUUCAGAAGUUACAGAAGAUAGCCCCCCUGCACAAUCUAAAGGAUCUUUAGAAACAGAGAAGCUUUAUGUUGUCUUCUUGGGGAUUCUUGCAAGUACUAUCAUUAUCGGGUGCGCUGCUUGUUGUAUGUACAAUUUCGGAAGGAAAAGGGUGACCAAUAGUUCACGAAACAGAGGAAACAUUCAAGGAAAUAUUGCAGUUCAGAUGUAUGACAAUGAAAGACACAUUAAAGAUUUGAUACAUUCUUGCCAAUUCAGAGAAGAAGAUAAGAAAGGCAUAGAUGUACCAUUUUUUUCCUUCAAAGGCAUACUGGCUGCUACAGAUAACUUUUCAGAAGCAAAUAAACUUGGACAAGGAGGGUUUGGCCCUGUUUAUAAGGGUAAAUUUCCUGGAGGACAAUACAUUGCUAUAAAGAGGCUCUCAAGUGGUUCAGGGCAAGGCUUGGAAGAGUUCAAGAAUGAGGUUUUGUUGAUUGCCAAACUUCAACAUCGGAAUCUCGUUAGACUUUUAGGCUACUGUAUUGCAGGAGAUGAAAAAAUAUUACUUUAUGAAUAUAUGCCUAACAAAAGCUUAGACUCGUUCAUAUUUGAUCGAACAUUAUGCGUGCUACUUGACUGGGAGAUGCGCUUUAACAUCAUAUUGGGAAUUGCUAGAGGGCUUCUUUACCUUCAUCAAGAUUCUAGGUUGAGGAUUAUCCAUAGAGACUUGAAAACAAGCAAUGUUCUACUAGAUGAAGAGUUGAACCCCAAAAUUUCUGACUUCGGGUUGGCAAGGAUUUUUGGAGGCAAGGAAACUGAGGGGAGUACAACCAGAGUGGUUGGGACCUAUGGAUACAUGUCUCCAGAGUAUGCAUUAGAAGGGACUUUCUCAAUCAAGUCUGAUGUAUUCAGUUUUGGUGUUGUUGUGCUCGAGAUUAUCACUGGAAAAAAGAACACAGGAUUUUACAAGUCAGAACAAGCAUUGAGCCUUUUAGGUUAUGUGAGUAUUACAUAAUGUCGUUAUUGAACC
Ziziphus jujuba (common jujube) is the source of this 6036-nucleotide messenger RNA. RefSeq lists its product as uncharacterized. Gene Ontology annotation, biological process: recognition of pollen; protein phosphorylation. The record is from RefSeq and is a predicted model, not a curated record. The transcript has 16 exons. Gene Ontology annotation, molecular function: protein serine/threonine kinase activity; ATP binding. NCBI's taxonomy places the organism in Eukaryota, Viridiplantae, Streptophyta, Magnoliopsida, Rosales, Rhamnaceae.